Messenger RNA from Python bivittatus (Burmese python), 2939 nucleotides. The record is from RefSeq and is a predicted model, not a curated record. NCBI's taxonomy places the organism in Eukaryota, Metazoa, Chordata, Lepidosauria, Squamata, Pythonidae.
GUGCCGCUGAGAAGUUCAUUAACUGCAGACAGCCCAAGAUGGUCUAACGGUGGCCUGAUUCGACAAGUGGGACUCCAUCAACGAAAUGGAUGAAUUCUUCCAGCCCAUCCACACCUAUCAAGUGUGCAACGUCAUGACCGCCAACCAGAACAACUGGCUGAGGACCAGCUGGGUCCAGCGGCACGGAGCCCACCGGGUUUACGCCGAGAUCCGAUUCACCCUGCGGGAUUGUAACAGCAUGCCUGGGGUGCUGGGCACCUGCAAGGAGACGUUUAACCUUUAUUAUCUUCAAUCCGACCGGGACCUGGGGAGUACCACGCGCGAGAGUCAGUUCGUGAAGAUCGACACCAUCGCGGCUGACGAGAGCUUCACCAACGUGGACCUGGGCGUCCGGAGGCUCAAGCUGAACACCGAGGUGCGCGGCGUCGGGCCGCUAAGCAAGCGGGGCUUCUACCUCGCCUUCCAGGACAUCGGGGCCUGCAUCGCCAUCGUCUCUGUCCGCGUUUAUUACAAAAAGUGCCCCGCCAUGGUGAGGAAUCUGGCCGCGUUCUCCGAGGCGGUGACCGGGGCGGAUUCCUCAUCCCUGGUGGAGGUGCGGGGAGAGUGUGUGACACACUCGGAGGAGAGAGACACCCCCAAAAUGUACUGCAGUGCAGAGGGGGAAUGGCUCGUACCCAUCGGGAAAUGCGUGUGCAGCGCCGGAUAUGAAGAACGGAAGGAUUCGUGUUUAGCCUGCCAAGUGGGGUUUUAUAAGUCUUCCCCUGGAGACCAGCUCUGUGCCAGGUGCCCCCCUCACAGCUAUUCCGAGACCCAGGCCGCGCAGGUGUGUCGCUGUGAAAGCACCUUUUACCGGGCAGCCCAGGACCCCCCUUCGGCAGCCUGCACACGUCCCCCUUCUGCUCCCACCAACCUGCUCUCCAGCGUGAACGGCACGACAGUGACCCUCGAAUGGGCACCUCCGUUGGACAAAGGAGGACGCCGAGAUGUCACCUACAACGUGAUCUGCCGUCGCUGCAUCUGGGGUGGGGGCCAGUGCGAGGCCUGUGGGGCCGGGAUCCGCUUCCUCCCCCAGCAGAUGAAUCUGGCUCAAGGCUCUCUAUCCAUCUCCAAUCUCCUGGCCCACACCAACUAUUCGUUCUGGGUGGAGGCCAUCAACGGUGUCUCCGACCUCAGCCUUGAAUCCCCAAGAUUUGUGGCCGUCAACAUCACCACAAAUCAGGCAGCCCCCUCGCAAGUGCUGGCAGUCGACCAGCAGAACGUGGGUCAGAACAGCGUCACCCUCCUCUGGCGUCAGCCCCAGCAGCCCAAUGGCAUCAUCUUGGAGUACGAAAUCAAAUACUACGAGAAGGAUAAAGAAAUGCAGAGUUACUCCACUCUCAAGUCGAAGAGCAACCGGACCACCGUCUUUGGCUUGAAACCAGCCACCCGCUACAUCUUCCAGGUCCGAGCCCGCACUUCUGCGGGCUGUGGCAAGUUCAGUGAGGCGAUCGAAGUCGAAACAGCCAAAGCAACUCCCCAGUAUGACACCAUGACAGUUGUAUGGAUCUGCCUGACACUCAUCAGCGGCUUAGUAGCCCUGCUUCUGCUCCUCAUCUGCAAGAAGAGACACUGUGGCUACAGCAAGGCUUUCCAGGAUCCUGAUGAAGAGAAAAUGCAUUACCAGAAUGGGCAGGGUAAUCCCCCACUAUUCCAAACACUGAAGUUCCCCGAGUCCAAAUUUUACGUGGAAUCACACAACUACGAAGACCCUUGCCAGGCCAUGCACGAGGUCACGCGGGAAAUCGAAGCCUCUCGGAUUAAAAUUGAGAGAGUCAUUGGCUCUGGUGAAUCCGGAGAAGUUUGUUACGGCCGUCUGAAGAUUCCUGGAAAAAGAGAGGUGCCUGUGGCGGUCAAGGCCCUGAAAUCUGGUUACACGGAAAAGCAGCGGCGGGACUUUCUAAGUGAAGCCAGUAUCAUGGCCCGGUUUGAUCACCCCAAUGUUAUCCAUCUGGAAGGGGUGGUCACCAAAAGCAAAUUAAUCAUGAUUGUGACUGAGUACAUGGAGAACGGCUCACUGGAUUCGUUCCUCCGGAAACACGAUGGGCAAUUUACAGUCCUCCAGCUGGUCGUCAUGCUCAGGGGCAUCAGCGCUGGUAUGCGCUACCUCUCCGAUCUGGGUUACGUCCACCGUGACUUGGCGGCUCGCAAUAUCCUCAUCAACGGCAACUUGGUCUGCAAAGUCUCUGACUUUGGCCUCUCCCGCAUCUUGGAGGACAACCCAGAUGCUGCUUACACAACCACAGGAGGGAAGAUCCCUGUUCGGUGGACGGCCCCCGAAGCCAUUACGUACCGAAAGUUCUCGUCGGCCAGCGACGUGUGGAGCUACGGCAUCGUCAUGUGGGAAGUGCUGGCUUACGGAGAGCGGCCAUAUUGGAACAUGACCAACCAGGACGUCAUUCAGUCGGUGGAAGAAGGGUACCGGCUCCCCGCUCCGAUGGGGUGCCCCAUGGCCCUGCACCAGCUGAUGCUGAAUUGCUGGCAGAGAGAUGCCAACGAGAGGCCUCGUUUCUCCCACAUUCUCAGCGUCCUGGACAAGCUGAUUCGCAACCCGCAAAACUUAAAAUGUACAGCCACGGUCAACCGAUUCACCCAAACGCUCUCCGAGCGGGACCACAUCGACUUCACCCGCUGCAGCUCCGUGGAAGAGUGGCUGGACUCCAUUCGGCUGGGACGAUACCAGGAGAAUUUCGCCCUGGGCGGCUACUCCACACUUGGCAUGGUGAUGCGGAUGAAUAUUGAGGAUGUGCAAAACUUGGGGAUCAGUCUCUCAGGGCAUCAGAGAAAGAUUUUGACCAGCAUCCAGAUCAUGAGGUCCCAGUUGCUCAACACCAUGGGCUGCAGAAGACCUCUGUGAUGGGCCGCUUCUGUGACCAAGAGGCUCACUGCUCUGUUUCUUCAGA